AUGAUGGACGUUAAUGGGCACGAGGAGAUUUCGGCUGUAGCUCUUGAGGCCGAAGUAGAGAAACUACGGGAGAUAGCCAACAUGAUGGACGUUAAUGGGCACGAGGAGAUUUCGGCUGUAGCUCUUCAGGCCGAAGUAGAGAAACUACGGGAGAUAGCAUCAUUACACGAUGAUGGGCAUGAGGAGAUUUCGGCUGUAGCUCUUCAGGCCAAAGAAGAGAAACGACAAGAGAUAGCAUCAUUACACGAUGAUGGGCAUGAUGAGAUUUCGGAUGCCAUCAGCCAGGUGGUCAAAGACGCCACGUUUUAUGCAGCCAAGCCUGUACGCGGGCGUUCAGAAAUACCUUUCGGAUCUUUGGACCUGGCGAUUCUGGAGCGAGACAUCAAGAGAUUGUCCCCAAACCCAAACUCACCGCAUCUAUUGCUAAAAGCAUUGACAAGUUACUUCAAAGACGACGUGGCCAAACUUGCAUCUUUUUUCGCGGAUGUCAGCUGCAACCCCUUUAAUAUGGCAGUAAUACGACGCAUGCGAGAACACGUGUAUCAAGACUGGAUAGCCAAGAGGACGACGAUAAAAGAAGCUGCUUCCCUUCUUAAGAUUUCGUUACAGGAGAAAGAUCUCCUUGCGAGCAAAAACUACGACACUUGGCUUCGAUACAUCGCGGCCCGCGCCAAGAAUUGCUACGACCGCCCAGAACUCUUCGAUCUCAUCCUCUCGGAGUUGACGGACCUGAUUGGCAAACGCAAAACGGCGAUAGUGUUUGCUAAUGGAAGGAGCAAGAACGUGGAAGUAUUUAAAGUACUGGAGUCAAAGAUGUUCGCGCAAUGGAAAACGGGUGGAUAUAGUCCCGACUCUUUCGAGGUGGGAUAUCAAGCAAGCAGAAAAAGCCGGAUAUACUUCAGGAGUUUCCGAUAG
This is a messenger RNA of Hyaloperonospora brassicae, 915 nucleotides long. Lineage: Eukaryota; Oomycota; Peronosporomycetes; Peronosporales; Peronosporaceae. The record is from the annotation of a GenBank genome assembly.